Messenger RNA from Pipistrellus kuhlii (Kuhl's pipistrelle), 1538 nucleotides. It is a transcript of the gene CENPM, whose product is annotated as centromere protein M. The coding region runs from base 92 to 634 and encodes 180 amino acids. The record is from RefSeq and is a predicted model, not a curated record. NCBI's taxonomy places the organism in Eukaryota, Metazoa, Chordata, Mammalia, Chiroptera, Vespertilionidae. The transcript is spliced from 6 exons.
GGGAGGGUCACGUGCGCUCGGGAGCACUAGGGCGGGCCCACAGCGGGGGUUGAAAGUGAGGCGCGGAGCGGCGGCUCAGCCAGCGGCUGGGAUGUCGGUGUUGCGGCCGCAGGACCAGCUGCCUGGCCUGAACGCGGCCACCAUCUUGCUGGUGGGCAAGGAGGAUGCUCUUCUGCAGCAGCUGGCCGACUCGAUGCUCAAGGAGGACUGCGCCUCCUCGCUGAAGGUCCACUUGGCGCAUUCCCUCCCUUUGCCCUCCGAUGUGAAUCGCCCCCGGAUUGACCUGAUUGUGUUUGUGAUCAACCUUCACAGCAAAUACAGCCUGCAGAACGUGGAGGAGUCCCUGCGCCACGUGGACACCACCUUCUUCCUGGGGAAGGUGGGCUUCCUGGUCACGGGCGCCGGGCGGGACAGCCACUGCAGCGUGCACCGGAACACCGUGCUGAAGCUGGCCCGCGCCUACCGGAGCCCCCUGCUCUUCUGUGACCUGGAGGUGGAAGGCUUCCGGGUCUCCAUGGCGCAGCGCCUGGUCCGCAUGCUGCAGGUCUGCGCGGGCCACGUGCCCGGCGUCUCGGCCCUGAGCCUGCUGUCCCUGCUGAGGAGCUCGGAGAGCCCCUGCCUGGAGGACCUGUGAGGGCGGGACCGAGCUCUGUGCUCCCGCAGGAGGGCUGGGAGCCCUCGGCGGAGCAGCCGGCCGCCCACUCCCACGCUCGCUCCAGUGGAGCCUGUAUCCAUCAGACACGGCCGUUCCCCCUGUGGACUCCACUGAGCAGAGAGUCUGUGACCAAAAGCAGUUAGAAACGCUCUCAGCCACCGCUUCGACUUUGCAGAUGAACGGACUCAGAACAAUGACACGUAGGGUGGGGGCGGGGACCCUGGCCUCCAGGAGCCAGUCUGACUCCACAUCCGGGCCUUGCAUUCUUGGAGAGCCUGCUUGUUGCCCCUCGGAGCCUCAGUUUCCCCGGAUGAGACGAGCUUGCUCUCCCUUGUGGUGCUGUGGGGACCGAAUGAAAUGACAGCGGCGAAGGGCCGAGCUGGUGUGCCCUGCGCUUGCUCACGUGCGGAUAAUAAACUGUUAGCGCCUUGCGGGCCCAGGGAAGCACCCGGCAAAUGGUGACUGUUAUUUGGAUUCACACAGCUAAGGCCAAACCCUGGUGAAACCCGGAUGGCUCGUGGGAUUCCGGUGUGCGAGGGGCGUGAGAGGAGCUGGUUUCUGGGUGGGCAGCGAGGGGCUGGGCGCGACCACUGCCUGCCUUCUCCCUGGGGCCUGAGCAGAACGUGGGGGAGUGCCAGGGCUGGAGUCAGGUCCCCGGUGAGCCAGGGGCCUGGGGAGGGUGGGAGGUCUGCGGGAAGAGCCGGUCACGGCUCCCGGGGGCGGGCCAGCACCUCCACACCCCACCUCCUGCUCCCAGACCCGCCCUCCGUCCUCAGGCGUCUGGAGGGAUCCUGCUGGAUGCCCUGGGCAGUGCCAGCACCGCGGGGGUCAGCUCUGGCCCAGCAUCACCCCAUUGGAGGGGCCAGCUUGAAACCGUCCUGAG